This is a messenger RNA of Cinclus cinclus, 1662 nucleotides long. RefSeq names its product p21 (RAC1) activated kinase 1 (gene PAK1). The record is from RefSeq and is a predicted model, not a curated record. Gene Ontology annotation, molecular function: ATP binding; protein serine/threonine kinase activity. NCBI's taxonomy places the organism in Eukaryota, Metazoa, Chordata, Aves, Passeriformes, Cinclidae. Gene Ontology annotation, cellular component: cytoplasm. The coding region runs from base 1 to 1662 and encodes 553 amino acids. The transcript is spliced from 15 exons. Gene Ontology annotation, biological process: protein phosphorylation; regulation of MAPK cascade; intracellular signal transduction.
AUGUCUAACAAUGGAGUUGAAGCAGAAGACAAACCACCUGCUCCUCCAAUGAGAAAUACCAGCACUAUGAUUGGAUCGGGAAGCAAAGAUCCUGGAACUUUAAACCAUGGCUCAAAACCUCUGCCUCCCAAUCCAGAAGAAAAGAAGAGAAAAGAUCGAUUUUACCGAUCUAUUUUGCCAGGAGAUAAAACCAAUAAGAAGAAGGAAAAAGAGCGGCCGGAGAUCUCCCUCCCUUCAGACUUUGAACACACAAUUCAUGUGGGGUUUGAUGCAGUCACAGGGGAAUUCACAUGUUGCAUGUACCUCUUCCCACAGGGAAUGCCAGAGCAAUGGGCACGUCUGCUGCAGACUUCCAACAUCACCAAGUCAGAGCAGAAGAAGAACCCCCAGGCAGUGCUGGAUGUGUUGGAGUUUUACAACUCCAAGAAGAUCUCCAACAGUCAGAAGUACAUGAGUUUUACAGAUAAAUCAGCAGAGGAUUACAAUUCAUCUAAUACAUUGAAUGUGAAGGCUGUCUCUGAGACCCCUGCAGUGCCCUCAGUGUCUGAAGAUGAGGACGAUGAAGAUGAUGCAGCUCCACCCCCUGUGAUAGCUCCACGACCUGAACACACCAAAUCUAUAUACACCCGCUCUGUGAUAGACCCUCUCCCUCCACCUACCAGAGAUGUGGCCACUUCUCCUAUUUCUUCUCCCUCGGAAAACAACAGCACGACAGCACCCGACAUGCUGGUCAGGAACACGGAGAAGCAAAAGAAAAAGCCAAAAAUGUCAGAUGAAGAGAUACUGGAAAAAUUAAGAAGUAUCGUGAGUGUGGGUGAUCCAAAAAAGAAGUACACGAAUUUUGAGAAGAUUGGACAGGGAGCCUCGGGUACGGUUUACACAGCAAUAGAUGUAGCUACAGGACAGGAGGUUGCAAUCAAACAGAUGAAUUUGCAGCAGCAGCCCAAAAAAGAACUGAUUAUUAAUGAGAUCCUUGUGAUGAGGGAAAACAAAAACUCCAACAUUGUCAACUACUUGGACAGUUACCUUGUAGGAGAGGAGCUGUGGGUGGUGAUGGAGUACUUGGCGGGAGGCUCCCUGACCGACGUGGUGACGGAGACCUGCAUGGACGAGGGACAAAUCGCCGCUGUGUGCCGGGAGUGUCUUCAAGCCCUGGAAUUCCUCCAUUCAAACCAAGUUAUUCACAGAGACAUCAAGAGUGACAACAUCCUACUGGGAAUGGAUGGCUCUGUCAAACUAACUGACUUUGGCUUCUGUGCCCAGAUCACUCCUGAGCAGAGCAAACGCAGCACCAUGGUGGGCACCCCGUACUGGAUGGCGCCUGAAGUGGUGACGCGGAAAGCUUACGGGCCCAAAGUGGACAUCUGGUCUUUGGGGAUCAUGGCCAUCGAGAUGAUCGAAGGAGAGCCCCCCUACCUCAAUGAGAACCCUCUGAGGGCCCUGUAUCUCAUUGCUACUAAUGGGACUCCAGAGCUUCAGAAUCCAGAAAAGCUUUCACCCAUAUUCCGAGACUUCUUAAAUCGCUGUCUUGAGAUGGACGUGGAAAAGAGAGGUUCUGCAAAAGAGCUGCUACAGCACCAGUUCUUGAAAAUUGCAAAGCCUCUAUCCAGUCUCACUCCUCUGAUUAUUGCAGCUAAAGAGGCAGCCAAGAACAACCAUUAA